Molecule: messenger RNA, 346 nt
Organism: Ruditapes philippinarum (Manila clam)
Lineage: Eukaryota; Metazoa; Mollusca; Bivalvia; Venerida; Veneridae
Product: gastrula zinc finger protein XlCGF8.2DB-like
Exons: 3
Cellular component (GO): nucleus
Source: RefSeq, a predicted model, not a curated record
AUGGAGUGUUCGUACUCUGACCAACAUCUACAACAGAGUUACCAUGGCAACUAUCAAGUUGACGGGGAUGAAGUUUCCAAGAAUUACGCCAGAAAUAGGAACAAGACGUGUAAUAUAUGUGGCAAAGUCUUCAUGAAGCCGUCUGCUUUAAAUAUACACAUGAGAAUUCACACUGGAGAUAAACCGUUCAAAUGUGAAAUAUGUGGCAAACAAUUUAAUCAGAAAACUGAAGCACAAAUAAAGAAUUUAACUGUACACACAUGUUCUGUGUGUGGCAAACGUUUUGCUACAAAAUGGAAGUUGGAAACACACAUGAGAAUACAUACUGGAGAAAGACCAUUCCAGU